Molecule: messenger RNA, 1399 nt
Organism: Tetranychus urticae (two-spotted spider mite)
Lineage: Eukaryota; Metazoa; Arthropoda; Arachnida; Trombidiformes; Tetranychidae
Source: RefSeq, a predicted model, not a curated record
UAUGAAACGUUAUGUUGAUUUCAUCAUUUUUUACCAACGCCUUUAAAUCCAAAGUUAAGUUCAUAAGUCUGGUUUCAUAAUCUAUUAUUCAUCUUGAUUUUUUACUUUGAUUGUGAACUUUUUUACUUGAUCUUCUACAGCUGUGUUCAUAUUUUUCAACAAAAAAAAUGCCUUUGCAAUUAUAUUACGAUAACCUUUCUCCACCAUCGCGAGUAGUUCGCAUCCUUGUUAAGGAAAUCGGUCUUGAUGUUGAAGAAAAACAAGUCAAUUUAAUGGCUGGUGAUCACAUGAAGCCAGAAUUCCUCGCCAUAAACCCAUUUCACUGUGUUCCUACCUUAGUUGAUGAUGGAUAUGCUCUAUGGGAAAGUCGAUCGAUAAUUACUUAUCUUGUGGACAAAUUUGCUCAUGGACAUUCACUUUAUCCAACUGAUUUACACAAACGAGCAACAGUCAAUCGGUGGCUUUAUUGGGACUCAGGGACAUUUUACCCAUCAUUAAGUGCUUAUUAUACGCCAGGCUUUGCAGGAAAACCAGUGAAACCAGAAGCAGCUGAAGUGUUUAAGAAAAAUGCUUCAGCACUGGAUGAAUCAUUGAAAAGUACUAAAUACGUUGCUGGUGAUGAAUUGAGUGUUGCUGAUAUUUCAAUUACAGUUACCAUUUCGGUUGCUUCAGCUAUGGGCAUUGAUACAAGUGAACUCAAAAAUGUUGAAAAAUGGUUGAAACAAGUGGAAAGUGACUUUGACCCAUCGACUUGGCAAACUUUAGUCAUUGAUUCAGCUAAUGGUUUAGGAACUUACUUCAAGUCAAAGGCUUUUAGUUCAUAAACUGCUUGUUAUUCAAAGGACUACUGAUACAUAAUAUGAUUUUCGAGUUAAGAGUUUGAUCUUUGUGGGUUUUUCAGCAACUAAAUCCAUUUGUGUAAUUAAAAAUUUCAGUAAUUUUCAAUCAAAUCGAAUUCAAAGUGAAACUUCCAACGCCUUUUGUACAGUUGUGGAGCCAGACUUUUUCAUUAAACUCAUUUUUCUGACGCAACUUUCAAUGUGCAACAAGGGAAAUUCCGUAUCCUUGUUUUGGGGAAAACAUUUUCUGUUUUUGUUCAAGAAGUCACUUCGAUUUACUGAAAAGUUAUUCGCUUUCAGUGAUGACAUUAGAGAAUGAGAUUCCCUGCUCAUUCUCUGCUUAGACAAAUGCCAUUGCCGCGAAUUUACAUUGGAACUUAAUACAAUCGGGUUUGCAUUUGAUAACUGUUCGAUACUUUGGAUAAUUGUCUUUUUGACUUCUUAAACUUUUUGAAACAUUUUUAGACUCAACUUUUGUAGAAAGCAGAUUGAAACAAUGGUAGAGUUCAAGGAUUCAAUUGUAAUGUCUGAAUAUUUAAAUUAAAUCUUUUAGUUAAUAA